GGCCACCCUAACGCUUCUCACGAUGACAACGCUUGAUUUUUAAACUUGGAAAGAUUCUUUCUAUACCAAUGUGAUCCCUAUUAAGUUGCCUUUUAUUUCAAUUGCGUUUUAUUUCCAAAAGCGUUCACAUAUGAAAUAUAUUGACAAAACUUUAAACCUAUGCAUAUUGGCCACUUUGCCCCAUACCCUGGGGCAAAGCGGCCACCGGCGUCUUCUCAAGUCCCGAUAUGAGAAACAAAAUAGUUGCCUUGUGUACGACUAGGGUAUUUGAUGGUAACAAGGUUAAGCGAGGAUGGAUGUUUACUUUAUCAUCUUCCACCUGUAGGUAAACAAAGAAAGGAUUUUCAUGAAAAUAAACAUUUAAUUGCAUUAUUUGGUAACUCAUGCAACUGAAAAGUGGCCAAGAUGAAUGCAUGACGACACAUUUGAGUAUAAAUAAUGUUUUUUAUCCAGAUGGAAGCAACUUAUGGCCAAUUUGGGGGUGGCCACUUUGCCCCGGCCACUUUGCCCCGCGCAUACCGUCCGAGACAAAAAUAUUCCAGCUUAGCUAUUAGUGGGGUAAAAAACAUUAAAAUUGGUAGAAUACAUGUACGAUAAACAUGCAAUGCAUGGACAAGAACGCUUAUAAAAAUUCCAAACGGUUAUGGAAUAACAUAACAUUUAAAAAUUGUAAACAUAGUUGGUAACCUGGCAAGAAAUGCUUUUCCGUGUUUCACAGAACAAUGGUGAUGGGCCUGAAACCCCGGUCUGGCUCAUUCGAACGACCGUAAAGAGAAGUAUAAUUGGAAACCAUAAAUUGUAACUAACGCCAGCUAUGAAGGGCUAAAACGAUGGGUGGCCGCUUUGCCCCGGGUGGCCGCUUUGCCCCACUCUCCCCUAUGGUAUAUGGGGCCAUUCCGACCCGUUUUAGUGGUAAAAACAGGGAGUUGAUUUUUUCCCCAUUGACUUAUAAUGGGGAGGUCGCGAAAUUGACCUGACCUUAGGUCACGGAUAUCAAAAUUCCGAGAUACACAAAUUGUAGCUACUAAUGACCUGAUAACAUCCUGCGACAUUCAAAGGCCUCCGACAUCUACUGUAGCUCUGGCACGGUGACAAAGUUGCAAAAAAGUGACUUGAGGUUGGGUCAUUCAAAGUGACCUGGUGACCUGACCUUGAAAGGUUCCCUCGCCUUACACAGCCGACUUACUGCCGUGAGGUCAGAGGGCUGCUCCGCGGCAUAAACUGGCGCACCCUUACCCAGUGUCGGCUGGGGUACGGGCAGCACCUGAGGGUGUUUUUGGACCGCGUGGCCGGCCAAUUUCACCCCGUUCCCGGACUGCCCGACCAGGCCAUGGAGGAGUUCCGCGGGAUCACCGCGGCUCACGGCUCCCUCGUCAUGAGGGACGCCCUCCUGGAUGAAAUCUUUCAUCCACGGCCUACACGGAGGAACGGACUCUCGCGUGGCUACUACGCCACCAUGCUGUACCGGGAGGUGCAGCGUGACUCUGUGCUGGUGCCGCUGAUACGGAGGUUCAUGGAGCUGCCUCCCGAGCAGCAGGAGGUCGGCGAGGCCUACCGCCUGCUGGCCAUGUGGCGGUUCCCUGAGUUGGGGCCGCGGCCGGCCUCCGACGUGCAGAGGUACGCGACUCGGGUGGCGGAGAUUGCUCUGCAGGAGCUGAAGCGGUGUUACCCGGACCACCCAGUGUCUGCCUGGACCGAGACCCGCUCCGAGCCCCUGGUGGACACCCUGUGGUCCGACCUGCUGUCCGAACAGGUGUUCGAAUGCGUCAACUUCACGCUGUACGAUCGGCUCCGGCUCCUGAAGCAGGACGGACCGGAAGACCACGACAGGCCGGAGGAUCGGGAGCUGCACGCCACUCUGCGCGUGGCACACCGUGACAUCGUCACGUGGGGUAGCGGCCUGCAGGGCGUCAUGACGGCGCUGUAUGCCGCCGUCGCCGGCCGUCUCGGGGUGCUGAUCCAGCACCUCAGGAUGAUGGACCCGUGGCUGGUCCGCUGGCAGCCAGUCGAGGAAGACGUCAUCUUCAUCGACGUGGCCCGCGGUGGCGUCCAACUGGACCUGGAGACCGCUGUGGAGGAGGUCCAGGGGGUCUGCGGGGAGGCCUUCCACAGGAUCCUCCUCGAGCCCAUGACGCCCGGCAUGCUUCUGCACUACCUCUCUGCCGGCGGCUACCAAUGGAAGCGGAGCGUCCGCGCAGAGACUGAGGCCGACCACCAGGCCAACCAGCUGCUGCUCUACCGGACCAUGGACGGCUGCCACCCGGGACGGCUGCAGCUGCGCAGCGUCUGCGGCCAGCUGCAGGCCGCAAGACCGGCCUACACCCGCCGCCUCUGUCAGGAGUACCUGGACGCCGCCGAUGUGUCGGAGGACGAGGCGGCGGGUAUCCGCCAGUUUAUGGCGUCACUGGUUAGCCGCAGUACCGAGGUUCACCGGUGGCUCAACACCAACGAGGCGUACCUGAGACGCACGGCAGCCCUCGUGAACGCCGAAACCUGCAGGUACUACGAGCCCCUGCUGGAAAUCGGCGACGUGGCCACCUUCGCCGCCGACAGCGGGGUGAUGGGCGUCAUCUACGCCGUGCUCUCUUCUAAGGUGACGGACAGCGAGACCACGGCGUGGUACGACCUACUCCUGGACGGCGAACACUGCGCUCUCCGCGUCAGGGAGGAGGACCUGGUGCUGGCGGAGCGUCCCCGUCCCGUCCGCCACCUGGAGCUGGGACGCUACUUCUCCCACUUUCGCCACGGACGCUACCAGCCCCUGCCGCACCUGCGCCUGACCAGCAAGCCCCCCUCGGCGGUCGGCCGGGAGCCUCGUCUGGUGGACGGCUCGGUCCCUCAGGAGCCCCACACCGGUCGGGAGGCUGGGGAGGACAGGCCGCCCACCGCCUGGCUGGGGGACUGGCCCUUCCUCCAGCGAGGGGACGUGCCGGAGGGGGCGGGGGAAGAGGGUGCCGACUCCGUCUGAGGUCGCUCGGCUCUGAUGAGGGCGGCCCGUGACCAACGCGGGCAGGACCUACGACCGUGCCUGGACAUGCGAUGUUGUAUAUAUUUGUACAUAUUUUUAUCUUAGUAAUGUUAUAUUGUGUCGCUAUGUUGUUGAUGGAACUGUGAUCUGCUAUAUUGCUAUGUGCUACUGUUGUGCAUAUACUAGUGCAAAUUUUCAUACUUGUUUCGAUGUAAGAGUAGGUAUUGUGAUAUCAUGUAAUGUGGUACAAUGUCAAUGUUCACUUGGCAUAGUAGAUUAUGUGGUAAAAUGUCGCACAACCUGACCAUAUGCACUAUUGCUGUGACUCGAUGCCACCCGUAUGCACAGACGUUUUUUAGUGUCAUUUUUUUUUGGGAUGGUUAUUGCGCAUGCGUGUGCAAUGUGCAUUGCACACUGCGCAAAAUACAUAUCGUCAUGCUUUACCUUUUGGCUCUUGAGCAAUGUGCAUUGCACACUGCGCAAAAUACAUAUCGUCAUGCUUUA
Molecule: messenger RNA, 3472 nt
Organism: Amphibalanus amphitrite
Lineage: Eukaryota; Metazoa; Arthropoda; Thecostraca; Balanomorpha; Balanidae
Exons: 11
Coding region: 1331-2968 (545 amino acids)
Source: RefSeq, a predicted model, not a curated record